Molecule: messenger RNA, 444 nt
Organism: Leptosia nina
Lineage: Eukaryota; Metazoa; Arthropoda; Insecta; Lepidoptera; Pieridae
Source: the annotation of a GenBank genome assembly
AUGUUCAAUUUCCAGGUGUUGUUCGCUGCCUUCGUAGCUUGCGCCGCAGCUGCUCCAGGUGUCCUCCUACACAGCGCCCCAGUAGUUGCUGUUCACGCCCCAGUAGUCCACAGUGUGCCCGUAGUGGGCUCUAAGACCACCAUCACUAAGAGCAGCCAAGUCGUCAGCCAUGGAUCUCCAGUGGUUCACGCCGUACACACCCCUAUUGUUUCCACCGUUCCCGUUGUUAAAUCAGUUGUUACCCCAGUCGUCCACGCUCCAGUUGUCCACGCACCAGUUGUCCACACAUCAGUGGUCCACGCACCAGUUGUCCAUGCUCCAGUAGUCCAUGCUCCAGUGGUUACCCCUGUUGUUGUUAAGACCGCUCCCUCAGCUGUAUCCCACAGCAGCUCAGUUGUCCACCAUGCCCCGAUCAAAGCAGUCCCCGUUCUCGCUAUCCACUAA